AUGGGUUCAUUGCCGUCCAAACUAUCAUAUGACAAAAGAAAUUAUGAAAAUGUUAGUGCAGUUCCAGCUUCCAUGGACUGGAGAAAGAAGGGUGCGGUCACAGGGAUUAAGGACCAAGGCCAAUGUGGUUGUUGCUGGGCAUUUUCAGCAGUCGCAGCCAUGGAAGGAAUCCAUCAGCUGAAAACUGGUAAGCUGAUCUCGUUGUCUGAGCAAGAACUUGUUGACUGCGACACUGCUGGGGAAGAUGAAGGCUGCAAUGGAGGCCUCAUGGACGAUGCAUUCACCUUCAUUAUUAACAACAACGGCCUUACUACUGAAGCUAAUUACCCGUACCAAGCCGUUGAUGGAACUUGCAAUAGCAACAAGGAGGCUAAUCAUGCUGCAAAGAUCACCGGAUAUGAAGAUGUCCCUGCAAACAAUGAGGCUGCACUUUUGAAGGCUGUGGCCAAUCAACCUGUUUCAGUUGCCAUUGAUGCUAGUGGCAAUGGCUUCCAAUUCUAUUCAAGCGGCGUUUUCGCUGGUGAUUGUGGGACUGAAUUAGACCACGGUGUGACAGCCGUUGGGUACGGUACAAGCUCUGAUGGAACCAAAUAUUGGUUGGUUAAGAAUUCUUGGGGAACUGGCUGGGGUGAGAAGGGAUACAUCCUGAUGCAAAGAGAUAUUGAAGCUAAAGAAGGCCUCUGUGGCAUUGCGAUGCAAGCUUCUUACCCUACUUCUUAA
Molecule: messenger RNA, 720 nt
Organism: Coffea arabica (coffee)
Lineage: Eukaryota; Viridiplantae; Streptophyta; Magnoliopsida; Gentianales; Rubiaceae
Product: senescence-specific cysteine protease SAG39-like
Biological process (GO): proteolysis
Molecular function (GO): cysteine-type peptidase activity
Source: RefSeq, a predicted model, not a curated record